Molecule: messenger RNA, 891 nt
Organism: Esox lucius (northern pike)
Lineage: Eukaryota; Metazoa; Chordata; Actinopteri; Esociformes; Esocidae
Gene: rtp3
Product: receptor (chemosensory) transporter protein 3
Biological process (GO): protein insertion into membrane; protein targeting to membrane
Molecular function (GO): olfactory receptor binding
Source: RefSeq, marked provisional
GACACAACACAAAAGGAUUCGUCCAGCAACAGUACUUAUAGUUCUUUGUUCUUAAACUUUCUUGAGCAUUUGUUCUUCCAAACUGACGACCAUGAGUACAGAUUGGACGCCCAGCCAAUGGCUAGAUUGUUUUGAGGACAUGGUGGAAGAGGACCUGGACAGAAGUGACAAGUGGACUUUACAUUUCAACUACAGUCUGACCGAAACACUCUCCAAGGAAGAGAGGAGGAGAGGAUGGAAAAUACACAGCCACUGUGCUUAUGGACAGUUCCAGUGUGUUGACUGUUCCAAGACGUGGGGGUCUGCUCGGGUGGUGUUAGUGUUCAGGUACCGCCUGCGGGAUGAGACAGCUCGGGGGACGGUGCUAAUGCGGCCAUUCGGCCAGGCAUGCCGACGCUGCCGGGAGGAGUUUGAACUUCCUGGCUUUACCCAAAACGAGGUGGAGGAGGCACUUCUGCGGCUGUUUGGAAAGAUUAAGAAGAACUGUUAUGGGGAGGAAGAAGAGGAAGAUGAGGAAGAUGAGGAGGAAGGAUCAGAAGGAUCAGAAAAGGUCUGGACAAAGCCUCACGAGAAAGCUCUGUGUGAAGCCUGUAGACUGGGCAUCUGUUGUGAUGAGGGUUAAAGGGUAAACAGAGAGUGAGAGGAGAGAGAGUGUAUAGCCUGUGAGUGAGUGUGUGAGAGACAGAGGGUGAAUGUGUUGUAAAAACAUGAAAAACAGCAUUAUAUAUAUUAUUUUCCUAUGAACUCAAGUAAAUACUCUACAUGUAUCCUAAUUUAAAGUACUUUCUUUUAGCAAAACAAUGGAUUUUCUUUUUUUAAAUGUAAUUACAAGGAUAAAUUCUUAUUCAUAACUUCUUUAUAUCUUGGUGUUGUAAAAUAAAUUAAAUGGAC